Molecule: messenger RNA, 1300 nt
Organism: Scylla paramamosain (green mud crab)
Lineage: Eukaryota; Metazoa; Arthropoda; Malacostraca; Decapoda; Portunidae
Gene: Dysb
Product: dysbindin protein homolog
Exons: 6
Coding region: 161-907 (248 amino acids)
Biological process (GO): negative regulation of protein kinase activity
Cellular component (GO): cytoplasm
Source: RefSeq, a predicted model, not a curated record
AGCAAGAGCUGGUGCUCCGUUACAAAGGCCGAGCCGCCCAGCCCUGUCACCUUCUGUGCCUGGCAAGAGCCUCGGCCCGCAGCUGACAUCGAUCACCCCAUCCCACCCACUGUCUGCCUGUGUCUUCUCUUCCUCUCUCUUGCCUCCCUGAGCGGCCACAAUGUUUGAGUCUCUCAAGAAGAACAUCCAGUCGGUGCAGGAUGGCAUCACAGCGGGGCUACAGAGGCUGUCUGUUGGGGAGCAGAAGCCAACCCAGGUCAGUCCCUCAGAGUCCCAGGUGAAUCUGGCUGCUGGGUCUGACCUACUUCAGAUGUAUCAGACACAGUGGGCCACCAUGCAUCACUUGGCUGAACAAAACUCUGCAGCUGCUCAGGAUCUGGAUGUGGCCAUCACCCAGCUGGCUGAUGAGUGUGAGUGCCAGCACAGCCAGAUGGCUGAGAUCCACUCCCUCUUGGCUCACCUACCCAACAUCAUGGCUCAGCUUCACUCCAUGUUGGCCACCAUCGGCUCCAUGCGAGGACUGUUUGAGGAGGUGGAGGGUGGCCUACUCACCCUUCAGGACUUGGAUGAAGAGCUCACACUCCAGGAGCAAAUCCUUGACCUACGGCUCAGCUUGGCUCUGGCACGGGAAAAACACACACACAGCCUUAACUCUCUCAACAAUGAACUGAAAGCCAGUCAUCAGACUAAAAUGAUUGUAUUGGAGCACAAGAAGGAGAAUGAGCGAAAAGAGAGAGAAAAGGUGUUCUCAGAGAAGUUUAGUGAAGAUAUAAAGAACUACAAAGAGCAGGGCCACAUAAAAAAGAGGAUACCCAGUGCUGAGGAGGAGGCUGGUCUGAAGCUGGAAGAGGUGGACCUUGAACAGGACUCUAGUGAAUUGGAUGACUUCUUGAAUGAACCAGCCUGAGGUUUCCUUCAUCACCAGCAAAGCAUUGCUGGUCACCGUGGGUCACUGCUGGCCACCAAGGUUACUGUGUGAGGACUGAGGCUACCCAAGAGAUUCUAGGAUUAAGGAAAUAAAGCUUUAUUUGUACAAUUUACUCUGGUUACUCAUGCUGUCAAUGUCUUACAAUGGAAAAGAUUGAGGUGCUGAAAUGACCCGUAGAGGCACUUCAGGGUUUUUGUCAGGGUGUGCCUGGUGCUGGAAGCAGCAGUCAGUCAUUGGCACUUCUUGGACAGCACAUGUGACUUGGAAAAGGCUACCAUAUGCUUGCCCUUGGCUCUAAAUGUAAUCUGAGACUAUUUGAAUGUAAUGAGAAAUUGAUGUGAAAGACAUUGUAAGUGAAACAUAUAUGAGAAG